AUGAUCGUAUGGAUCCUCUUUCCUGCAAUGCCAAUUCAGUAUUACCAUUCUCAAAUCCUCACCUCAAUAGGUAAUGCACUAGGUCGUCUAAUCAAAAUAGACUACCACAGUGAAUCUAUGCAACGAGCACGUUUUGCUCGUAUAGUAGUAGAGUUGGAUCUUUCCCAACCCCUUAGAACCCAGUUCAAGCUAGAUGGGGUGGAUCAAGAUAUUUUGUACGAAAAUCUACCUCUUGUUUUCUUCAGUUGUGGACGCAUAGGCCACAAAGCAGUCGAUUUCUCCUCUGCACCACCACCGCCGCCUCCUACUGCUUCAACUACCCCAAAGCCAUCCACGCCCCCUGCACCAUCAAGAUCUUCGUCGUCCUAA
Linum tenue is the source of this 369-nucleotide messenger RNA. The record is from the annotation of a GenBank genome assembly. Lineage: Eukaryota; Viridiplantae; Streptophyta; Magnoliopsida; Malpighiales; Linaceae.